This is a messenger RNA of Polypterus senegalus (gray bichir), 665 nucleotides long. It is a transcript of the gene bloc1s2, whose product is annotated as biogenesis of lysosomal organelles complex-1, subunit 2. The record is from RefSeq and is a predicted model, not a curated record. Lineage: Eukaryota; Metazoa; Chordata; Cladistia; Polypteriformes; Polypteridae. Gene Ontology annotation, molecular function: gamma-tubulin binding. The transcript is spliced from 5 exons. Bases 41 to 529 code for a protein of 162 amino acids. Gene Ontology annotation, biological process: endosomal transport; lysosome localization. Gene Ontology annotation, cellular component: BLOC-1 complex; gamma-tubulin complex; BORC complex.
CAGGUGAGCAAUUUGUCAUGUGACAUGGGCCGCUGAGGGUAUGGCGGAGGCGACGGCGGAGACGCUCAGGAUGGAGACAGGAGCCGAGGUCAGUGCCAGUGCUACCGCCGCGGAGCAGCCUUCGGAGGCGAGCGUAAAGAAGCCGGCCACGGGCGGGGACGGCGGUGUGGAGACAGCGGAGGAGGCGACGGAGCCCGCGGAGCCCGACAUCCAGCUGCUGUGCCGGGACAUGUUUGACAAGAUGGGCGUGUUCCUGCACGGGGAGCUCACAGCCACCUGCGAGGACUACAAACUGCUGGAGAACAUGAACAAGCUGACGAGCCUCAAGUACCUGGAGAUGAGGGACAUCUCCCUGAACAUCAGCCGCAACCUCAAGGACUUGAACCUCAAGUAUGCGGGGCUCCAGCCAUACUUGGACCAGAUCAACCAGAUUGAAGAGCAGGUGACGGCGCUGGAGCAGGCGGCCUACAAACUGGACACGUACUCCAAGCGGCUAGAAGCCAAAUUUAAGAAGCUUGAAAAGCGCUGAGCUGGCGACGUCACCCAGCACCCGCCACAUGUCCCCAGGUGCCCUUCAUGGUGCCCACAUGUGGAGGAUGGACCUUUUUUGUAAAUAACUGAAUGUUGUACUUUGUUUUGUCACAAAUAAAGACACCCAAAGGCCA